AGAUGAUGGAUUUGGUUGGAUUCGUGUCGUCCGUUCAGAAAAAUCAAAAUAUGAAAAUGACUCGGAUGAAAUGGACGUUUUAGGAUUAAAAGAGGCAUGGGAAAACCUGAAAGCUUCGGCAAGAGAUAUAAGUAAAGACAAAAUUUUUGAAUUAGCAAACAAUUUUAGAGUUACUGCUGGUAAAUGGAUGUUCUUCGUGUCAACUGGAGGAAAGGGAGAUUACUUGUGGUCCUUAGUUGCCAAAGGUAUUGUAAAUGGGAAUACUCUGGCUAGGAAGGCCAAAAUCAGUGCUUCUACACUGGGUAGAGAGUGCCCUUAUGCAAAUGUACAUGUAGUGUGCAUCAAAAAUGACAAUUUUUGCGACGAAGACCAAGUAUAUGAAAGUGAAAGAACUAUAAGAAGCCUGGGAAUCAAAUGUCAGCUUCAGUACAAACCAGAUAUCUUCACCCGCCUAGAAGUGUACAAGAACAACAUUUGGAAUCUCAGACCUACGAUUUACAUUAGCAAUUUUGAUGUCAUUUCUAAUGCCACCAUUAUUAAAGAAGUAUGGUAG
Saccostrea cuccullata (small rock oyster) is the source of this 553-nucleotide messenger RNA. Its product is annotated as UPF0696 protein C11orf68 homolog. The record is from RefSeq and is a predicted model, not a curated record. NCBI's taxonomy places the organism in Eukaryota, Metazoa, Mollusca, Bivalvia, Ostreida, Ostreidae. The annotation marks the transcript as partial. The transcript has a single exon.